Molecule: messenger RNA, 2211 nt
Organism: Photinus pyralis (common eastern firefly)
Lineage: Eukaryota; Metazoa; Arthropoda; Insecta; Coleoptera; Lampyridae
Product: heat shock protein 68-like
Exons: 1
Coding region: 263-2155 (630 amino acids)
Biological process (GO): cellular response to unfolded protein; protein refolding
Cellular component (GO): cytoplasm
Molecular function (GO): ATP binding; ATP-dependent protein folding chaperone; heat shock protein binding
Source: RefSeq, a predicted model, not a curated record
UCAUGCAACAUUAAAAUAAGUGACUUCGUGUCCUGAGCCAAAUCGCCGUAGAACACGCGAAUGUCCUGGUACAUUCGAUUACUUUCCGCUAUAGCACAAUCAAAUUUGAACAAGCUCCCCUUGAAAAUCAAAUUUGUGGUAUAGACGAGUUUAGACGAUCGCGUCGAAUAUAUUCGCGCCGAUCUUGCUGCGUCUAAACAAUUUGAAACGAAAUCUAGGCGCGCUUCUGUGAGUAAACAAAGGUGACAUCCGUCUAAAAAAAAUGGUUGUGCCGGCGAUUGGUAUCGAUUUGGGUACGACGUACUCGUGUGUCGGUGUUUUUCAGCAAGGAAAGGUGGAAAUUAUCGCCAAUGACCAAGGGAAUAGGACGACCCCAAGUUACGUCGCCUUCACCGAGACGGAGAGGCUCAUUGGGGACGCCGCCAAAAAUCAGGUCGCGAUGAACCCCAGCAAUACCGUCUAUGAUGCGAAGAGACUGAUCGGGCGAAAAUUUGACGAUCUAAACGUUCAGAAAGAUUUGAAGCACUGGCCCUUUAAAGUCGUCAACGAGGAUGGGAAGCCGAAGAUUAAGGUCGAGUAUAAGGGCGAGAAGAAGCUUUUUAAUCCCGAGGAGAUUAGCUCCAUGGUGCUUGUGAAGAUGAAGGAGAUCGCCGAGGCUUACUUGGGAGGGAACGUCAGAAAUGCUGUCAUUACUGUGCCCGCUUACUUUAAUGACUCCCAACGUCAAGCCACCAAGGACGCCGGUGCCAUUGCCGGUAUUAACGUGCUGCGUAUUAUCAACGAACCGACAGCUGCCGCUUUGGCUUACGGUUUGGACAAGAAUCUCUCAGGUGAGCGCAAUGUGCUAAUCUUCGAUUUGGGCGGAGGCACUUUUGACGUCUCCAUUUUGACAAUUAACGAAGGUUCGCUUUUCGAAGUGAAAUCAACAGCAGGCGACACCCACUUGGGAGGUGAAGAUUUUGAUAACCGCGUGGUUAAUCACUUCAUGGACGAAUUCAAGCGUAAGUAUAAGAAGGAUAUGUCCACAAAUCCUCGUGCAAUCCGCCGUUUGCGCACUGCGGCCGAACGGGCUAAACGCACCUUAUCGUCCAGCACGGAGGCAUCGCUCGAAAUUGACGCCCUCUAUGAUGGCGUCGACUUUUACUCGAAACUCUCACGGGCGCGCUUCGAAGAGCUGAACGCCGACCUCUUCAAAAGCACCUUACUCCCAGUCGAAAAGGCCCUAAACGACGCCCAGAUGGAGAAGAGAAGCAUACACGACGUGGUUUUAGUCGGAGGCUCCACACGCAUACCCAAAAUUCAGUCUCUUCUCCAAAACUUCUUCGGAGGCAAAACGCUCAACCUCUCCAUUAACCCAGACGAGGCUGUCGCUUACGGCGCGGCGGUCCAAGCCGCAAUCCUAAGCGGUGACCAGAGCUCCAAGAUACAAGACGUCCUCUUGGUGGACGUAACCCCCCUGUCACUCGGAAUCGAAACUGCCGGCGGCGUCAUGUCCAGAAUCAUAGAGCGUAACUCGCGUAUACCGGGCAAGCAGACGCAGACCUUCACGACGUACUCGGACCAACAGCCCGCGGUCACGAUACAGGUGUUCGAAGGCGAGCGGGCGAUGACGAAGGACAACAAUCUCCUCGGCAAUUUCGAUCUCACCGGCAUUCCGCCGGCCCCGCGCGGCGUGCCCAAAAUCGACGUCACCUUCGAUCUGGACGCGAACGGCAUUCUGAACGUCUCGGCGGUCGACGAGAGCACCGGAAAAUCGAAGACGAUCACCAUCAAGAACGAUAAAGGCAGGCUUUCGAAACGCGAGAUCGAGAGAAUGAUCGCCGAGGCCGAGACCUACAAGGAAGAUGACGACCGCCAGAAGGAUCGCGUCCAUAGCAAAAACCGCCUGGAAACCUACGUCUACGGCGUGAAGCAAUCUGUGGAGGAAAACGGAGACAAGCUGAGUGCGAGCGAUAAGGACAGGGUGCUGAAGGAGUGCCAGGCGUGCAUCAAGUGGUUGGACGGAAAUCAGACCGCCGAAAAAGACGAGUACGAGUACCGCUACAAGGAGAUUUCGCGCGUUUGCAGCCCCAUCAUGAGCAAAUUGCACGGCGGUGGUAGUUCGGGAAGACGUGGCAAAAGUGGAGAAGGGCCGAUUAUUGAAGAGGUAGAUUAAGGUUGCGGGUUUAUUGUGUAUCACUUACUAAAUAAAAUAGCGUGCUUUUGUUAGUA